AUGGAGAGUGCAACUGCGUCGGAUUUGCCAGACCAACCUCCUGUUGGAGGAGUCACGGAAGUGCAACCACGAUCCUAUCUUGAAUCUGUGGUUGGAUCUGGUUCCAAUACUGCACCUUUCAUGAUUGCUAAUGACAGUUCGAAUGAUAUCUUGGGUGAGGAGGAAGAGGCUGAUCCAUUGGUGCUAGAUGAUGAUCCUACUUGUCCCACAAUUCGUCUUACGGAUCAGGAGAAGGAAAGGAUCAGGGAACCGUGGAGGAAGUCCCUCAUCAUUAAAGUUGUGGGCAGAAAGGUAGGUUAUGCAUAUCUGUUAUGGCGUCUGAAUACUAUGUGGAAACCAAAGAUUCGAAUGGAGCUUAUUGCCUUAGAAAAUGACUAUUUCUUUGUCAAGUUCGGUUCUGUGGAGGAUCUGGAAUUUGCAAUGUUCGAAGGCCCGUGGAUGGUCCUCGAUCAUUAUCUGAUUGUCAAACAAUGGGUACCGAACUUUGAUCCGCUGACGGAUACUACUGAGAAAGUUCUUGUGUGGAUUAGAUUUCCGAAUCUCCCCGUCGAAUAUUAUAAUAUCUUAACUUUGCGCAAGAUUGGGAAUAAGCUAGGGUGGACUGUUCGAGUUGAUCACACGACAAGCCUUGUUUCGCGAGGCAAGUUCGCUAGAGUGUACGUUGAAAUCGAUCUUACUCGCCCUUUGAUCUCCAGGUUUACGUUGGAAGAAAAAGUGUGGCAGGUGGCAUAUGAGGGUAUGCACCUUGUUUGCUUUUCUUGUGGGCUCUAUGGUCAUAGAAGGGAGAUAUGCCCUACGCAUCCUCACACUGCUACAGAAACAGAGGUUCCGCGACAUGAUGAUGCAGGUGCACAGGGUCCUGGUCGUGCUUCAUCAGCAGAUGGGGGAAUUUUGCAGCAGAAUUUAUCUAAGCACACUAGCGCACCAUACGGAUCCUGGAUCAUUGUUACACGCAAGGAGCGUCGUCCGAAAGGACGUUAG
Ipomoea triloba (trilobed morning glory) is the source of this 981-nucleotide messenger RNA. RefSeq lists its product as uncharacterized. Gene Ontology annotation, molecular function: nucleic acid binding; zinc ion binding. Bases 1 to 981 code for a protein of 326 amino acids. NCBI's taxonomy places the organism in Eukaryota, Viridiplantae, Streptophyta, Magnoliopsida, Solanales, Convolvulaceae. The record is from RefSeq and is a predicted model, not a curated record. The transcript has a single exon.